Jaminaea rosea is the source of this 1071-nucleotide messenger RNA. RefSeq names its product putative vacuolar ATP synthase subunit E. The transcript is spliced from 4 exons. Gene Ontology annotation, biological process: proton transmembrane transport. The record is from RefSeq and is a predicted model, not a curated record. The coding region runs from base 14 to 619 and encodes 201 amino acids. Gene Ontology annotation, molecular function: proton-transporting ATPase activity, rotational mechanism. Gene Ontology annotation, cellular component: proton-transporting two-sector ATPase complex, catalytic domain. Lineage: Eukaryota; Fungi; Basidiomycota; Exobasidiomycetes; Microstromatales.
CAAGCAAGAGGCAAUGGAGAAGGCGAGGGAGAUCCAGGUCAAGGCCGAUGAGGAGUUCGCUAUUGAAAAGUCCAAGAUCGUUCGCCAGGAGGCCAUCAGCAUCGAAGCCGCCCAUGACAAGAAGAUCAAGCAAGCCCAGGUAGCCAACAAGAUCUCCGAGUCGAACGCAACCAACAAGUCUCGUCUGUCCAUUCUGCAAGCUCGCGAGACCCACCUGCAAGACCUCUUCGAAGGUGCUCGCUCACAACUCGCCUCUCUCUCCAAGGACAGCUCCAAAUACCAGCCCCUCGUCACCCAGCUCAUCGUCCAGGGUCUCCUCACCUUGCUCGAGGACAAAGUAUCCGUUACCGGUAGGAGCGCGGACCAGGACCUGAUCAAGAAGAGUGCCGACGAGGCAAAGAAGCAGUACAAGGAGAAGAGUGGCCGUGAUGUUGAGAUUGAGGUCAGGGAGGGGCUGGGCAAGGACAGCAAUGGUGGUGUGGUACUGCAUGGGCUGAGGGGAAGGAUCAAGAUUGACAAUACGUUGGACGAGAGGUUGAGGUUGUUGGAGGAGAUGAUGCUCCCGGAGAUCCGCCUCAACCUCUUCGGGGCCAACCCGAACCGCAAGUUCACGCACUGAUUGCGUGGAUUCAAUGUGGUAUCGCAUUUGUUCCUCUUUCACUUCGACUAUAUAUACGCUUCUCUUGCUACUCGCCGAUGCCCAUCGCCGCCCUGACCUUCAGCAUCGUCUUACUCGCGACUUCCCUUGCCUCGUCCCUCCCCCUACUCGCUACCUCAGCCAGGUACCCUCGGUCUUGUCUCAACCGCUCGUACUGCUGCCUGAUAGGCUCUAGCGUCUCCACGAUUGUGGCUCCUGCGAGGUCUUUGAGCAUCUUUGCCCCUGGCUCACCCGAAGCAUGCUGGGUGUUGAGCCUGUCCGCCACGCUCUCUGGCCUCACCUCGCUCCCCGCUCUCAGCGACUCCAAUGCGGCAAUGAUCCCCAGCAGAUUCGCGACUCCCGGCCUUCGCUCCACUUCGAAGCUCAUUGACCUCUCAUCAUCCGUGACUGCCCGCUUCACCUUCUUCUCCACC